This is a messenger RNA of Aureobasidium subglaciale EXF-2481, 1419 nucleotides long. RefSeq lists its product as uncharacterized. NCBI's taxonomy places the organism in Eukaryota, Fungi, Ascomycota, Dothideomycetes, Dothideales, Saccotheciaceae. Gene Ontology annotation, cellular component: plasma membrane. Gene Ontology annotation, molecular function: carboxylic acid transmembrane transporter activity. The record is from RefSeq and is a predicted model, not a curated record. Gene Ontology annotation, biological process: carboxylic acid transport; transmembrane transport. The coding region runs from base 1 to 1419 and encodes 472 amino acids. The transcript has 3 exons.
AUGGAUAUCGAGGAAGGAGAAACGCAGAAAGCCUUCUACAGCAAGGGUUCGGCCAUCAUGAUGGUUGUAUUUUCUGGUCUUGCCAUCGGCUCAGAUGGCUAUAACGCUGCCGUGAUUGGCAACGUCGAACUUCUGCUCGCUAUUCUCUACCCAGAUUCGUUAACAAGCUCAAUCUAUACACGACUGUCCAAUGCAUUCUUGAUUGGCAUGAUUGUGGGUAUGUUGGGCUUCGGCGUAGUCUCUGAUCAGCUCGGCCGAAAGACUGGUGCUGUAGCGACGACUGUAUUGCUGGUUUUGGGAAUCGUAUUGUCGACUGCGGCACAUGGUACUGACGAGACCGGUAUGUUCUGGAUGCUUAUCAUCGCUCGUGGCAUCGCUGGUGUCGGAGCUGGUGGUGAAUACCCUGUAGCCGGCGCUGGCGCUGCUGAGAGUACCGAUGAGAGUGCCGGCAUGCGUAAGCAUCGUGGAUUCAUGUUUGCGAUGAUCGCAGAUCUAUCUGCUUCAUUGGGCUACGUUUUUGGUGGGCUCGUGCCUUUGCUGCUCUUGCUUUGCGUCCAUCAGAGAGAGGACAAGUACGACAUUGUGUGGCGACUCAGUUUCGCAUUGGGCUUGAUCCCACCCGUCUCGAUCUUCUGGUUCCGAUACAAGAUGGCAGUCUCCACAGCCUACCGUAAGGCUUCCAUGAGAAAGCAGAAGAUUCCCUAUCUCCUGGCAAUCAAGCGUUACUGGAGACCUCUUCUUGGAGUAUCAUCGACCUGGUUUCUAUACAAUUGGAUCGCCAUUCCCUUCGGCAUCUUCUCCGGAACAAUAACGAACCGUGUUAAUGCUGGUGACUCACUCAUAACCAAUCUGGGUUGGGGUGUGGUGAUCAACUGCUUCUACAUUCCAGGCCCUUUCAUCGGCGGCUACCUCUCGGACAAGAUUGGACGUCGCAAGACUAUGGCGCUAGGUUUCGCACUGCAGGCUGUCCUAGGCUUUGUCCUUGGUGGGGCUUACGGGAAGGUCGUAAAUAUCUUUCCGCUGUUUGUGGUCAUGUAUGGGAUAUUUUUGACCCUUGGUGAAGUCGGCCCUGGUUCAACCGUCGUGCUUGCUUCUUCGGAAAAUUUUCCUACAGCUAUCCGUGGACAGAUGAUGGGACUCUGCUCAGCCUUCAGCAAGGCUGGAGCCGCUAUCGGCACUCAGGUAUUCACACCCAUCACGGCGCAUGCAGGUGAUCAGGGGGCGUUCCUAGUCGGUUCAGGCUUCGCCGUGCUAGGUGCACUGAUAGCAUAUUUCCUCAUACCCGACGCAGAAAGGAAACUGGAGAACGAAGAUGAGGCCUGGAAGGCGUAUCUGGAGCAGAAUGGCUGGGCUGCUGACUGGGGCGACAAUGAGACUCAGGAUCCGAAGGGAGCGGUAAUUGACCAGCGUGUUUCGUGA